AUGCGCAAAAGAGUACUUGGCGUAACUCAGGUAUACAUUCAGGUUGAUUCAUUCUUUUUUCUUAGGGCAAGCACAUCUGGACAACGUAAGACCAGGCGUAAUUUGCGUAGAAAAGUGCAGCCUGAGGAUUAUGAGCGAGUACUUCAAGAACUCUCUCACCAUGAAAUACAAGAGCAGCAAGAAGACCCUUACGAUUUCACAGACGAUAGUGAAGGUGAAGAAGAAACUAUUUUGGAGGAGAGGGACGAAGGUGACGACGAACAAUCAGGAGACGAGAGUGAAGAAGACCUGGCGAUGACAUCUGAUUUCGAAGUUUUUUUGCCACAAGGAAAAAAUAGUGACACUUUUUGGCUUAGUUCGCCUACAACUCUUCAGUCAAAAUCUAAGUCAAAAAAUAUCCUAAAUAUUUUGCAGGGGCCUACGCGCAAUGCAAAAGAUGUGUCUACCGAAAUGGAUGUCUUUUUAAAAUUGUUUGAUCUAAACAUGAUUGACAGAAUUGUAGAACACACUAAUGUAUACAUUGAUAAGAAAAGGGAAAGUCAGGGUUUCCAAAGAGAGAGGGAUUGUAGGAUAACAACACGCUUCGAAAUAAUGGCGUUAAUGGGAAUUUUAUUCCUUUUAGGAAUAAACAAAAGCAGCCGAGCUAACGCAUCUCGAGCUUGGAAAACGAAUGGCACUGGGAUGAUGAUAUGCAGAGCAACAUUUGGAAUAAAUAGAUUUAGAUUUUUAUUGCAAUCUCUUAGAUUUGACGAUAAAAGAACACGGCAGCAACGAAGGGCUACGGAUAAAUUGGCACCAAUUAGGGAACUUUACACCAAUCUACAUGAAAAUUGUCAACGCAAUUAUUGCCUAUCAGAAUUUGUAACAAUAGACGAAAUGUUACACCCGUUCCGAGGUCGCUGUGGGUUUAUAGUUUACUUACCUGAUAAACCUGGGAAAUACGGUAUCAAACUCUAUGUGUUAGCAGAUGCCAAAACCCACUAUGUCUUUAGAUUUGAAAUAUAUUGUGGGAAGCAACCUGACGGGCCAUUUUCAGUUUCCAACAAACCAAUGGAUAUAGUGAAACGGUUGGUAUCAACCAUUCUGAACAGCAAUAGGAAUGUCACAGUAGACAACUACUACUCAAGUUAUCAGCUAGCGAUAUAUUUGAAAGAAAAUGGACUCACCUUCAUCGCAACAAUGAAGAAAAACAAACCCGAGAUUCCACCUCAAUUCUUGCCCAAUAAAAAUCGGGAAGUCGGGUCUUCCAUUUUUGGUUUCCAAGACGACGUCACAUUAGUUUCUUACGCUCCGAAAAAAAAUAAAAGCGUAAUUCUUAUUUCCACAAUGCACGACGAAGGAGAAGUAGACGAGGAGAAUGGAAAACCAAUUAUUAUAUUAGACUACAAUGCGACAAAAGGAGGUGUUGAUGCAGUUGACGAAAAGUGUGGGAAUUAUUCGACUAAAAGAAGAACCCGGAGAUGGCCGCUUACUAUGUUUUUUAGAUUUUUGGAUAUAGCGGGAGUAAAUUCCCAUAUUAUAUAUGUUGGCAAUCACAUGAUGACUGCUGAGAAACCAAAGACGAGGAUGGAUUUUCUAGAGUCAUUGUCUUUUAGCCUUCUUGAAAAUCACCUAAAAGAAAGAGCUAAGAUAGCCAACCUUCCGCAGGAUAUAAAAAGUUUUCUGGCUAGAUAUCAAGAUGUCCCAGAGGAGCAAGCGGUUCCUGACCAAAGAAGACGAGGUCCAUGCCACGAAUGCGGAAAACACAAAAAUAACACAACAACCGUACGUUGUACCGAGUGCACAAGGUUUGUGUGCAAAAACCAUUGUGAGAGAUUUUCAAAAUGUAGAUCUUGUAUUAACGAUGCAAUGUCGUCUUAA
Molecule: messenger RNA, 1860 nt
Organism: Onthophagus taurus
Lineage: Eukaryota; Metazoa; Arthropoda; Insecta; Coleoptera; Scarabaeidae
Product: piggyBac transposable element-derived protein 4-like
Source: RefSeq, a predicted model, not a curated record